This is a messenger RNA of Tachysurus vachellii, 1538 nucleotides long. It is a transcript of the gene ribc1, whose product is annotated as RIB43A domain with coiled-coils 1. The record is from RefSeq and is a predicted model, not a curated record. Bases 119 to 1252 code for a protein of 377 amino acids. The transcript has 8 exons. Lineage: Eukaryota; Metazoa; Chordata; Actinopteri; Siluriformes; Bagridae.
GUUACUGCGCAUGCGCCAGUUCUCAAGUUGCCAUAGCUACAAAACUCUCUAAACAAGACAGAGUUGCAGCGUUUCACUGAAUACACUCGGUGUCACCGCUUUAGGAGACAGCUAAAGGAUGGACGUGUCUAUAGAUGAGAGCCUCAUGAAGGCUGUGGAGCGCCGGCGGGCUGCAGAAGCUGAACGCCGUAAACGCAUCUUCAGUGCAAGGAACCGGGUUAUUGGGUUGGAUGCACAUGCGCUCGAGCAGCAGGUAGCUGAGAGGCACGCGCAAGAGGAUGCGGAGCGGCAGCAGAAAAUGAAUUAUGAUGCACUGUGUCUUUCUAUGGACCAAAAGCUGAUGGAGCAACAAAGAGAGGAAGAGGAACGAAGGAGAGAGUUGGCCCAGGAGCUUGUGGAGUACUGGGAGAUGAACCAACGCCCUGAGGACUCUCGUGACGCAGAUAUUAAUUAUAAACACAAAGGAGGAUCCAGUGUCACCUUAGUCGAUCCGAAUUCAUUAGGACCUGCCAGUAUGCAGGUUUUUCAGGGAGAAGGAAUUGGGGAAGAUGAAAGGAAGAAACUUCAGAUGGAGCAGAAUGUGAGAACACUGAGAGCUCAAAGGGAGGCACAAGAAAAAUUUCAGAUGGAGCAAAAACACAAAGAGCUGCUUAGAGAUCAGAAUCUGAUCCAACGGGACAUGACAGCAAGACAUCUGGAUGUUCUGGAGGAGGAGAGUAAAAAAGCAGCUCUCAUUGCACUCAAAAGCUACAACCAGGCCCAGGCAGAAGAGAGACUGGAGCGAGAGAGACAAGACAAGGAGAGGCAAGAAGGCUUAAACCUGGCAGAGGUUCUGAACAUGGUGACCUCCGACUUCUUGACCGAGUGCGCAGAUGCAGCAGUGAAGGAGGGCAUGGGUUCAGCUGAAGAUCCUCAAACGCUUUCUGAUCAUUGGAAGGGGAUGAGCUCUGAGCAGCGCAGCGCCAUCUACAGACACAGAGCGAAACAGUGUGCUGAGAAUGAGAGGCAGAGACAGCGAGAGAAGCAGGACAACCUGACAUGGGGUUGGCAGGAGCUGGAGCACGACAGGCAGCUAGUGGAGGAGGACAGAAGAAUGAUGGCACUGGAGAGAGAGAGGAGAGCACAAUUGGACCGAUACAACCAGCAGCUGGCCAGAGAGCAGCAGGCACAACAGCAGUAUCUCAAUACUGAACUUUACACCAACCGGCCCACUCGGUGCUACUUCAGCCAGUUCAACACAAGCUCUCGCUAAGGGUCUCACUGUCAUCAGGUUAACGUAACUGUACUAUAUACCGUAUACACAUGCAGUAUAGUAUAGAUUUAUUUUAGGCUUAUUUGUGUUUUAUUUUCCUAUGCAGGAAAUCACACUGGCUAGAAGGACUUAAACAUCUUUAAACAGACUGACUGUUUUUAGCACCAGCCUUAUACAUGAUCUGUGCAGGAAGAUUAAAUAAGCAAGAUUUAAAUAUAUUUGUCGAAGUGUAUUAUAGGCAGGAAAAACCUACUUGAUCUCUAAAGGCUUUUCACUGACCAACACA